Molecule: messenger RNA, 1839 nt
Organism: Lodderomyces beijingensis
Lineage: Eukaryota; Fungi; Ascomycota; Pichiomycetes; Serinales; Debaryomycetaceae
Source: the annotation of a GenBank genome assembly
AUGUUCAUACUAAGAAGUGCCAAUAAGAAAUAUUUAUUGGUAUCGUCUACAUCGUCAUUCAUUCACAGAAUCAGGAGAAGAAACAACAGCACUUCGAGCAGUCACUAUUUCAAAGCAAAGCAAGCUUCUUCAGGUAUACCCAUGAUCUCGUCAGUCUACAACUACUUCUUUGGUUCAAGUCAUGGUCAGCAGCAGGCGAGACAGUUUGCCACGAAUAACCCUCACAUCAGCGAGCUGCAGUCGGGCGAGUUUAACCCGAGACUAGUGACCAUUUUCCAGCAGCUAGAUGCCAUAGCGCCGCGUUUCCUCCUCAAGAAAGGCGAGGUGGAAAUCAUCCAGGAUCCCAAAGUUUUUUACCAGACGUUAAAAGACAAGAUAUCGCAAGCUAGAAGGAGGGUUUUCUUGUCCAGUUUGUACGUUGGUAAAGGACAGAAAGAACUCGUUCAGUGCAUCGACGAUGCACUUUCCAAGAACCCGGAACUCGAGGUGUCGAUCUUGACCGAUUGCCUACGAGGCACACGAGAAGCCCCCAACAACCCGUGCUCGGCGUCGCUUUUGGUCACUUUGGAGGCGAAAUACGGGAAACGCAGAGUCGACAUUCGCAUGUACCAUACGCCGCACUUGUCGGGCUUGACCAAGUCGCUAACCCCAAAGAGAAUCAACGAAGGCUGGGGCUUGCAGCAUAUGAAGCUUUACGGGUUUGACGACGAGAUUAUCCUACUGGGGGCCAAUCUCAGUCAAGACUACUUUACAAAUAGACAGGAUAGAUACUACUUGUUCAAACAUAAAGACCUCACCGAGUAUUAUUCCAAGAUUCACCAUGCCAUUGCCAGUAUAUCGUACCAAAUCCAACAUACAACAAAACUCAAGCAAGGCUUCAAACUCGUUUGGCCCGUCACCAACCCCACGUGCGAGCCCCACAUCAACCAGCACAGGUUCAUCAGCGACACUUCCUACCUCCUUGCUCCCCUAAUCAAACAGCACCAACUCAAAUCGUUCGAUGAAUACACUACGCCGUCGGUGGCGUCGGAUUUCGACACCAUCGUCUACCCGGUUUCACAGUUUACGCCCCUUUUCCCCGACAAUGAAGAUGCCAGCACUGAAAAGCCAGCCAUAUUGCGGUUGUUGGCGUAUUUGGACUCGCCCAAGAUCAAAUGGUGGUUCACCGCGGGGUACUUUAACAUGCUUGCUCAGAUCCAGGACCGGUUAAUCUCGGGAUCAGCCUCGGGGUCAGUCAUCACUGCUUCCCCCAAGGCCAACUCCUUUUACAAGUCCCCCGGUGUCUCAUAUUACUUGCCAGAGGCAUAUCUUUUGUUUGCAAAGCGGUUCUUGGAAGAAGUGAAGCGCCGGAGCAAACAGCACUCAAUCACCGUGUACGAGUGGCAAAAUGGCGAAGUCAACAAGCCCGGCGGAUGGACCUACCACGCCAAGGGACUUUGGAUCACGGUACCCGAGGAAGACGAGCCGAGCAUCACCGUGGUUGGAAGCUCCAACUAUACCAAACGGGCCUACCUGAGCGAUUUGGAAAGCAACGCCAUUAUAAUCACGCGAGACGCCGAGUUGAAAAGUGCCAUGAAGCGCGAAAUCCUGCAUUUGAUGCAACAUGCGCUGGAGUUGAAAUUGCUGGAUUUCCAACCAAAGUUGAGGGAGCUGGGGACUGCGGCAGCAGCAGCAGCUGCUGCUGCUGCUGAUUCCGUUGUGGUUGAGGAUGUCGUUGGCAAGAAUGGAAAUGUGCAAGGCACUCCACCAACGCCGCCUCCCAAAUAUGCAAUUGACGAGGAUAGGAAGAUUAGUUACGCGGUGCACUUAGCUGUGAAGCUUCUUGGUGGCAAGAUGUGA